AUGUGGGACAGGCUCAAGAUCGUGCCCCAGAGCUCAGGGCGACAAACGGGCCAUCCACUCGACGGCGGUGGUGAGAUGCGCGUGGGUUUGGGCAUAGGCUACGGUGGUUUCCAGAGUGCGCCGCCAAAGGGAUACAGCUACUCCAUCAAGGGCGGUCCGGCACCUCAACGGCCCCCUCGCGAGUUUUUCGAGUCGAGAUACUUACAACCUGGAUGGAACCCCUCCAUCACCUCGCCUGUGCACCCCCAGGAAACUGCGACCUGGAGCAUCCCAGACACACGCGUGGCCGCAGCGAGCGAAACUGCGCCCGCCGUCAAGGAACCGCCUCGUCGCAAUCCAAACCGCAUCACAGUCCGCACUUCGAAUUUCCGCCCUACAUCCUCUGUUUACUCCGAAGACUCGCCACCCCUGGCUUCCCACUACACCGCAAACGUGGCGACCAAAUACAGCUAUCGGUACGGCGGGGCCGAUGACAUCUCGCCGCCUAGCUCUCCGGAGCCUGAUGUCGGGCACGUCGAUCGCUUCCUCCCGGGCGAUGUCUCCCCGAUAGACGAGGACGACGGACCGGCAUACCGGCAUACGGGCCACCCGAAUACCGAGAUUCCGAGAAACGAUCGAUCGGGCGGGCCGUAUGCUGCUGCGGAGCCACGCCAGGGGACCCAGAGCCCUCCGCAAAACCGCGCGAUAACCAGCAUCCCCAUGAUGCGCAGGGAGCGUAGGAGACAGUCAGACGCCGCGACGCGCGACAUGCACCCUAGCCAGCGCGGCCCGGCGCCGCAGCAGUCCCGGAAUCCACACCCCCGGGACGCCCCCCGAUGGGACCCACUCACCGGAGAGCAGACGAGCAGCUCCCGUAGCCGGCCGUCGCAAGCCAACCCGGCCGAGUUCAACCAAGACAUGGGAAUCACGGAGCAAGGGUGGGCGGAGCCGCAGAAUGGCACCUCGGCGGCGCAGCCCUCCUUUGGUGAUCGCGUGAGGAGGAUAGCCAAGAAAGCCGCGGCUGCGAGGGAGGGUAACACGGACCCCGCUGCCGGCGCAUUUACUUCAACGCGUCCCGGCUGGCGCGGGGCAAGUGGGCGGUCCGCCAUCGUUGCACCCGUGCAUGAUACGCGUGAAGUGGCCCCCCUGAGGAUUCCCGAAAAAAGCAGUAGGAGAAACAUCCCACCUGCGGCUGCGCCGAGGUCGAACAACACCCCAGAUGGUGCGGUCCGCCGUGGCCAGACCCCGCCUAUCAGCCCUCCGCCAUCUGAAACACCGACCAGGUCUGCCCCGCGAGAGGCCAUGAGGGGACUUCUGCCCUCCUCCCAACCCCCGGCUGCCACACAGACACCGUCCCAGACAGGUCAGAGGUACCCAAGCCCCCCUCUGUCAGGGAACCGGGUCACGGCAGAUGCCCCCGCUGUCGUCGCUGCGCGGGAACUCGUGCGGGAUGGUGGUCAUUACGCCCAACCUAGCCCGGUAUUUCACUCGCCCGAGCCGGCCAACCAACUGCGCCGGAAACCGCCGCCGGUGCACACCAACGCGCACCACCAACACCAGGUGUCUGUCUCGUCUGUCUACUCCCAGCAGACCGAACCACUACACCAUUCACCCCGGCCGAUAGCAGACACGUCGCCGCCGGCAGAGGAACCCUACGUUCAGCCCCCCUCCCGCUUCAGCAUCACCACCUACGCGACCAGCAACACGGGCACCACGCGCGACGACCUCGACGACCACCUCGACAACGACCAGCCCCCCGUCCCCUCUCUCCCAGCGGACUACCAGCAACACUACAUGGGCGGCCGCCCCUCCUCCGACCACAGCCCCGUGACCUCCCCCAUCGACCAGUUCAUGACCUCCCCCUUCUCCGCCCCGCCCCCGGUCUCCCGGACGCCCUCCACGGACCCGGAACAACAACCAUACGCCAUGUCGGCCGCUUACAACCCAGCCCUGGCACGGGCCCUCGCCAUCGACCGCCCCUCCUCCCGCGCCUCCGACAUCAACAAGACCCUGCCGCCCGCCCCGCCGGAAGCGUCCGCCGACCAGGCGCAAGACCGCGUCGGCCUGCUGAACGCGCAGCUCCGAGCGCUCGCCAACCGGCGCAUCAACAUCAACCGGUCGAUCCAGCAGAUGACGGAGCUGAUGCCGACCGACAAGCUGAUGAACUCGGCCGAGGUCGUGCGCAAGCGCGAGUCCGAGAAGAGGAAGGUCGAGGGCCUCCGCCAGGAGCUCGCCGACGUCCAGCGCGAGGAGUACGAGCUGGGCCUGAAGCUGCACCGCGCGUAUAAGCGCCAGGAUCGCGAUGCGGAUUGGGAGCCGACUACGCUUUGGGUGAGGCGCGUUACGGGGUAGAUGUUUCCCGGGAGAAGCGAGAGGGAGG
Molecule: messenger RNA, 2359 nt
Organism: Chaetomium fimeti
Lineage: Eukaryota; Fungi; Ascomycota; Sordariomycetes; Sordariales; Chaetomiaceae
Exons: 3
Coding region: 1-2331 (776 amino acids)
Source: RefSeq, a predicted model, not a curated record